UAGAUUCUAGGCUUAGGAUAUGAAGAAUUGACCCGGGAAGGCACAAUUGGUCGCACUUUCAUUGCCACGUCUGCCUCCCAGUCAGCAUAACCCAUUUUCACGCCAACCACCAGAAUGGUCAUCUCCAUCCCCACCGCCUCCCUCGAAGGCAAAGUCGCCCUCAUCACCGGCGCCGGCCGGGGCAUCGGUCGCGGCUGUGCCCUUGAGCUCGCCCGUCGCGGCGCCUCUGUCAUCGUCAAUUACGUCUCCUCAGAGGGUCCCGCCCAGGAAGUCGUCAAGGAAAUCGAAUCCUACGACAACGGCGCCCGUGCCAUCGCCAUCCGCGCCGACGUCUCCAAGGUCUCCGAGAUCAACCGCCUGUUCAAGGAGGCAAAAGACGCGUUUGGCAAAAUCGACAUCGUCAUGAGUAACUCGGGCACGGAGAGCUGGGAUAAGACGGAGGAGAUUACCGAGGAGACGUAUGAUCAUGUGUUCAAUCUGAAUGCGAAGGCGCAGUUCUUCGUCGCGCAGGCGGCGUACAAGAAUAUGGAGAACAACGGCCGCAUCAUCCUCAUGUCGUCGAUUGCUGCGGGCCUUCUCGGUGUCAAGGACCACGCUCUCUACAAUGCCUCCAAGAUGGCCGUCAUUGGCAUGAUCAAGUCGUUUGCGACGGACUUUGGGAAGCGCGGUAUCACGGUCAAUGGUGUGGCUCCCGGCGGCAUCAAGAGCGACAUGUUUACGCAGAAUGCCUGGCACUACAUUCCGGGGGGAAGUCCGGACUGGCCGGCCGAGAAGAUUGAGGAGCUGAUGGCGAGCCAUUGCCCUCUGGGACGGUGUGCGGUGCCCGAGGACGUGGCGAGGGUGGUUGCGUUCUUGGCGAGUGAGGAUGGGGAGUGGGUGAAUGGCCAAGUCAUCACCAUUUCCGGCGGCUCGUCGCAGUAAGAUUGAACUGGAGCAAUGUAUAUGGCUCGCAUGCAGUUGCGUUUCGGGUGACAAAAGGAGUUGGGCUGACAGGCACUAAGGAGAACAUCAAGCAUUUGU
Molecule: messenger RNA, 1020 nt
Organism: Westerdykella ornata
Lineage: Eukaryota; Fungi; Ascomycota; Dothideomycetes; Pleosporales; Sporormiaceae
Product: 1,3,8-naphthalenetriol reductase-like protein
Exons: 3
Coding region: 115-921 (268 amino acids)
Molecular function (GO): oxidoreductase activity
Source: RefSeq, a predicted model, not a curated record